GCUUGAGCAGCGCUGCCUCGGUUUGUUCUCUGAUCGGUUGUUUUUGCAAUGGCCUUGCGCAGCGCUCCCUCAGUCUGUUCUCUGAUUGGUCGAUAAUGCGGUGGGCUGGGACAGAGCUGUCAUUACAGACAUCCACCACCAACGGAGAGACAAUAGGGCAACAGCAGUCGCUCUGUCGGACGCAUCAGCGAAAUGUGCACAAGAAUCAAUAAUAUUACAUCAAGGCUUUAAAAAAAUAACAGAGAGGACAGCUGAAAGACACAUACAUUGCUCCUGAUGUUCUAAUAAUUAACUUUGACCACAACGGAAUGACUGCGGGGGUUUGCGCAUCAUUUGUUCCUUGAAAGAUUUCUAAAUCAUCCCCGUUGUCGUGGUAACUGGCCGCUCUGUCUCUGGAAUAAUGAGCUCCUCACCCCACAUGUCCCGUUCCUCUGUUGACAUCCUGGAAGAGCUGCAGCUCAUCACUGCUGAGAACCUGGAGAAGCUGGACUUUAAUAAAUACUAUGAGGUCAUCAGGGAGCUUGGCAAGGGCACCUAUGGCAAGGUGGACCUGGUCAUCCACAAGAUCAGAGGCACGAAAAUGGCUCUGAAAUUCUUGCGGAAGAAAACCACUAAGCUGAAGAGUUUCCUUCGCGAGUACAGCAUCUCUCUUUACCUGUCACCUUGUCCUUUCAUCAUCAACAUGUUUGGCAUCGCCUUCGAAACUGAUGAAUACUACAUCUUCGCUCAAGAGUAUGCGCUGGCAGGCGAUCUCUUUGACAUCAUUCCUCCGCAGGUUGGACUGCCGGAGAACGUUGCCAAGCGGUGUGUGCACCAGGUGGCGAUUGCACUAGAUUACCUGCACUGCAAGAAGCUGGUGCAUCGUGACAUAAAGCCGGAGAAUGUCCUCAUCUUUGACAAGGAUUGCCGGAAGGUGAAACUGUCAGACUUUGGCAUGACACGCCGUGCCGGCUCUCCAGUGAAGCGAGUGAGCGGAACUAUCCCAUACACGGCGCCAGAACUGUGCGACCCCGGCCGGCAGGAGGGUCUGUGCGUGGACUACAGCACUGAUGUGUGGGCCUUUGGUGUGCUUCUGUUCUGCAUGCUCACUGGGAAUUUCCCCUGGGAAAAAGCGCUGCCGUCUGACGCCUUCUACGAGGAGUUUGUGCGCUGGCAGCAGCGGCGGAGGCGGACCAGCGCAGUGCCUUCGCAGUGGCGGCGUUUCACUGACGAGGCGCUCCGCAUGUUCCGCUGUCUACUGUCCAUCGAGCAGGACCGCCGAUGCUCCGUCAAAGAGGUCUUUAGCUACUUCAAUCACUGCUGGAUGCUCGACACGGAGAACGGCAAUACGACCCAUGCCUCAGGUGGUAACUGCAAUGGUGGCUCAAUGAUGAAUGCCCAUCAGGCUGAGCUUAGCUCUUCUUCCUCAGAAGAAGAUGAGUUGGUGGACCGUUUGAAGCAACAGAGCUUGUCGCCUGUGUGUGGGGUAGCUAAAGGAGGCAUCGUCAUGGAGCCGGUGGCGGCGCACUACUCCUCUACCUCCACCAACAGCCCUGCUUCCUCCAAUGGUGGCUAUGAGCGCGUUUCUCGUGACAACAACGGCAACAGUGGUCGCAUCCUGGUCACAACACCAAUUGAAAUAUGCGUAUAGAGAGCUCACUGGCAUUAACCUACCUUGCACACAUACUUGGGAUCACUAGAUGACAAUAAGGACUCAAGUCCUCGUAAAGCAUCAUAGGAAAAGUCGGUAGCUGACGCACAAGUGCUCCAAGAGCAUCCCAAGGAGAGUUGACAGCGUGAAACUGUUCCUGAUGACGAGUAUCUCUGAGGGAAUGUGUAAGACAAUCGCCAAAGCCUGCCGAUUGUGUAUCAACCAUGUUUUCCACGUAUAAUUAGACCAAAAUGGUUGAAAAAAGUUGGAAACUUUAGAAGAAUAGGGGAAAAAAAACUCUUCUAUGAAAAUAUGAAGCAAUAUGUUGAUUUUUUGGCAAAAAAAAUAAUUGAAAUGAGUAGAGAUUUUAAAAAACUUUGAUUUAGAACAUGAAAAAAAACAGCAAAAACAUUUCACGUGGAGAUUUAACGUGGUUUAGGAAGCACAGUAGGAGCUGUGUUGGUAUUGUUUCGUGCUUGUGUAUCCCUGUGGUCAGUGGAUAUAACUUUGGAAGCUUAUUGAUUACUUUAUAAGUGUGUUGUAUUAUUAAUUUAGGUCUUGACCUUUUUGUUAUUUAUUUAAUACUGUAGCAUUACAGUGUUUAAUUAUAAUUUGCGGAGAAACUGCACUGUCAAUUCUCAGUUUUUGCUCACUAUGAAACCAAAACUGGCAAGAAAAAGUCAUUUAAUUGCAGAAGACUGUUAGGGAGGUUUGAAAGUUAGGUGCAAAAACUCUCUUCAGAGUAACGCAUAGAUGCAAUCCAUAUAAUUCCUCUCUAUCUAGGCAUGCAGCACUUGGCCCUGCGUCACCAAAAUAGUUGUACAAAUCUUGCAUUCAGAGAAAGGGCUGUGUGUGCCCCACUAAAUGCAAGAGCGAUUUAGACACGACGGCUCCCAGAAGCACAGUUCAAAAACCAUUCAGCUCUUGUGUGUUGACAUACAGUUCAUACAACGUAAGAACAGUACAAUACAACAUUAUAAACAUUUCCUCUUUUUUACAUUCUCUCUGAGCAUCACGGAUGGAGCCCUGAUAGCACACGUAUUUCACUGAAACGUCUUUUUGAUUUCCUCUAGAUGUCAGUUUUAGAUCCCUUGCAGUGUCUUGGAGAAGUUCCCGUCGGACGUUAGAACGUUUUAUAUUAUUAUAUAUGAAUUUGCUCUUUUCAAGAUGUUUAUCAGGUGUUUGUACUCGAAACGCAAUGCUCUAAAAGAAUGUUAUGCUUUCCAGAUGAUGUUGUCUUUCAUAGAUGUCUUGUUGAUAUACGUGUGCUUACCGAGUGAAGGAUUUCUCAGGUAUACCAUUCACUGUGUAAUAUUGAAAAGUCAACAUGAAGUCAAAAUUUAUCCUAUUUACUUUCUUAAUAUACAUUUUCGGUCUUACUGUGCACGGAUCAGUGCACAUUAUUCAAAUAAAAAAUUUCCACCUCUAAAAAGGUUUAAUUUUUUUGAUUACAUCACAAAUCCCUCUUACUUUCAAACCCUCCCCUCCAACCACCUGACUUUAUUCUGGAAUGUAACAGCCAAUCAGAGUAAUUCAAAUGACUCCCUACAUUUUUUUUUUUCUCAUUAAAGGAUUAGUUCACUUUCAAAUUAAAAUUUCCUGAUAAUUUACUCACCCCCAUGUCAUCCAAGAUGUUCAU
Molecule: messenger RNA, 3269 nt
Organism: Megalobrama amblycephala (Wuchang bream)
Lineage: Eukaryota; Metazoa; Chordata; Actinopteri; Cypriniformes; Xenocyprididae
Product: un-named sa1261
Exons: 4
Coding region: 401-1630 (409 amino acids)
Biological process (GO): peptidyl-serine phosphorylation; peptidyl-threonine phosphorylation
Molecular function (GO): ATP binding; protein serine/threonine kinase activity
Source: RefSeq, a predicted model, not a curated record